AUGUCUCGUCAGACCGGUCGUCGGUCAGUGCCUCCCGAUGCUGGGGAGGAUGAACGGUACUAUCUUCGUGACGGGUUUGACCCCGCGUCUUUGACCAUCACUCAGUUGAGAAAUGUCAUGGCAGUUCAUGAUGUAGACUUCCCUCCCUCUGGUGCUAAGAAAGCUACAUGGGUCGAACAUUUCAAGGUCCAUGUUCUACCACGAGCUGCUGAGUUUCUCAGCGAAUAUGAUAAUAUUAGUCCUCAUGGAGCUGGAAUUGUGGACGCGGCUCCACCUAAAAGAAGUGCCCGUUCGCGUUCUCCCGCGAAAAGAUCUCCCUCCAAAAGCGAAAGAAAGUCUGCUGUUGAACCUAUAGCUGAGAUUCCUGCUGCCACCGAGGUUCCUCCCGUUGCUGAACUUACUGCUCCAGUUGUGGCAGAGCCAGCAUCUCCUUCCAAAUCGCGUUCACGUACUACUCGUGCCAAAUCUCCUGCUAAAGGAACAGAAUCUACUUCUGCCUCUACAAAGAGUAAACCACCACCAUCUCCUUCCCGACGCUCAAGAAAAACUGAUUCAACUACGGCUCCUGCUACCGCAAUUGAAAUUGAGACUGUUAUUGAAAGCACCGUCACGUCUUCUGAACCAGUGCCAAAUAUUCUCGAGUCGGCAAUUUCACUAGCUCCUCCUGGAACUCUUGCGAGUGCCUUUGAAUCUACUACUGGUGAUGCCACCUCAACUGCAACCACUAAAAGUUCGACUUCAAAAGCGUCUAGCUCGCCUAAAAAGACACGCAAGACUCUCAAACAGCAGUAUGUCGACCCCUCUGAAUAUGAACUCAAUACCCAACCUAAAACUGAGAAAACAUUGAACCCAGUGUCGAUUACAGGUACAUCGCCCCGUAAAUCUAUCAAAGAGGAGCCUCUUGUUGGACAGGGAUCUUCUGACCGCAACGUCUUUCAAAAGCCUACCCCUCAAAAGGCGUCGGAAAGCCCAUUCUCAAAUAAGAAUAUCUUCCAAAAGGGGUCACCAUCUUCACCCAAGGCUCGUAAGAGGGCACACAAAGAAGUUGAAGAAUCUACAGAUUCUCCACAACCCAGUUCUGCCAAGAAGCGUGCCAAGGAUACAACACCAAAAAGAAGUGCGCCAAAAGACACGUUUUCGUCAAUUGUUCAAUUCGAUAAUGAUGUUACCAUGGCUGAUGAUACCAAAUCAGUGCCAUAUUUUACACCUCAUAUUCCUCAACAGCCACAAGAAGUGCAACCACAGCCAGAUCUUAAACAGCCCUCGGAAUUUCAACCUGUUCAAUACUCUCAGUAUGUGCAACCACUUCAACAAGAGCAACAACAGCCAAUUCCUGCUACUCCAGGAUCUGUGCGUAGAUUUACUUCGUUUCCCAAUACCCCUGAAGACGAUCAUUCAAACACACAAGCCACUCCAUCGCGAAGUCCUCCAAGAGCACCACCAGCCACCGCACCACAUAACUCUGUUCGCGACCAUAGUUUCCCACGUGCCAGUAGUUCGAAACGUCUCAGUUUUAUGCCUGAUGUGAAACACUUGCGAGUGUCUGAUGAAUUUUCUCGUCAGCUUCAACAAGAACAGCAAGAGAAAAAGGAGCCAGCAUUUGUUCUACCCGAACAGUUGAAUGACAAUCCAAAACAGGACCAGGAAAGCACUGAAGUGAAGAAUGAAGAAACAGAACAAGAAGCAGAGCCGGUUACUGACGGGCGUGUGGGUAUCGAGGUAAUUAAAAAGGGAGAAGUCGCUGCUGAAGAUCUUCAUGAAUCGGAUCUCGAAAAAUAUCAUGAACUUGAAAGGGAGAUCGAAGAAGAAGACAGGGCGCUGAAGAAGAAAUUACGCAAGCAGCAUAAAAAACGAUCCAAGUCCAAGGCUGAGUCUACAGACUAUGUUGAAUUGUUCUUUUCUGCUCUGGCCUACGUGUUCAGAGUGACGGCUACAUUGUCUCUUGUAUUUUAUGCCAGCUGGUGGUGUGUUGAACGAUUCAGAAUUGGUUACUGUGACGUUUUGACCUCUCCAGAGCCACGAACUAUCAGUAUUCCUUCGCAGUGGAUUGAAAAGGCAUCCCCUUAUGUGAGCGCUGAUUCUCUUUAUAAAUUUGAGAAUUACAUUAAUCAGGCUAUUGAGUACGGCACUCCAGAAUGUGUGCCUUGCCCCGAGCAUGCUGCGUGUUACCCCAACUUCCGAGUCGCUUGUGAAGAGGGAUAUGUCCCAGUUCAAAGUCUGAUUUCAUUAGGUGGUACCCUUCCAUUCCCACCUACCUGUGUUCCCGACAUGGCAAGAAGAAACAAAGUAGCAGCCUUGGCUAAACGUGCUGUCGAAAUUCUCCGUAAGCGCAAUGCCAAUGUCAAGUGUGGUAUUACCGAUGAAUCAACACCGGAAAUUUCUGAAGAUAAGCUACGACAAGAGCUUCUAAAACAAACUAUUGCUAGUCUGAGCGAAGAAGAAUUCAACGACUUAUGGCGCCAAGCUCUUAAAGACAUCGAAAACGAGAAGGAUAUUAUUGUAAGGCAGGAUAAACUCACCUUCGGUUACGCAGUACAGAGAGUUCAAAUCGCAUAG
Sugiyamaella lignohabitans is the source of this 2556-nucleotide messenger RNA. RefSeq names its product Src1p (gene SRC1). NCBI's taxonomy places the organism in Eukaryota, Fungi, Ascomycota, Dipodascomycetes, Dipodascales, Trichomonascaceae. Gene Ontology annotation, cellular component: nuclear inner membrane. The transcript has a single exon. The coding region runs from base 1 to 2556 and encodes 851 amino acids. Gene Ontology annotation, molecular function: chromatin binding. The record is from RefSeq and is a predicted model, not a curated record.